UCUAAAAUGAUCCUAACAAGCUUCCCCCAUCACCUUCAUUUGUUGUCUAAACCCAUGCCCUUUUCACAUUGCUCAAUAUCAUCCUCCUCACAUCAAUGUCCCUCAUUGACAAUCCUAUGUAUAAGCUUCAAAGAUUACAGGCCUUUGGUUGUUUUCUUUUAUUCUCUUCUCUCUUCUCUUUGUUACCAACAUCCACCACCUUUGCAUUAACCGAUGCGGAAGCGGCCUACAUUGCUCGCCGCCAGCUUAAGACUCUUCCUCCUAACGAUGAACUCCCUCCGGAAGUCGAAUAUGAGGUUAAAGUAUCUUUAACGUUUUCCAACCAGAGGCUGAAGAAAGCAUACAUCGGCCUUCAGGCUUUGAAAAAGGCUAUAUACUCCGAUCCUAUGAACAAGACUGGCGAUUGGGUAGGCUCCAAUGUGUGCAAUUACACUGGCGUGUUUUGUUCCGAGGCGUUGGAUGACAAGAGCUUAACUGUGGUUUCCGGGGUUGAUCUUAAUCAUGCUGACAUUGCAGCACACUUUCCAGCUGAGAUGGGGUACAUGACCGAUCUCGCGUUGAUCCAUAUAAAUUCCAAUAGGUUCUGUGGGAUUGUACCUAAAACGAUGUCUAGACUAAAGUUGAUGUAUGAAUUUGAUAUCAGCAAUAAUCGUUUUGUCGGUCCUUUCCCUGAAGUUGCCCUUUCAUGGCCUACCAUUAGGUUCCUUGAUCUAAGGUACAACAACUUCGAAGGUAUCAUACCGCCCGAACUCUUCGAAAAGAACUUGGAUGCCUUGUUUUUGAACAACAAUAGGUUCCAAUCCACCAUCCCCGAAGCGAUCGGUAAAUCAACCGUUUCCAUCGUGACGUUCGCCAAUAACAAAUUCGAAGGAUGUAUUCCACACAGCAUCGGUAAGAUGUCUAAUUUGAACGAGAUUAUCUUUAUGAACAACAACCUCGUCGGUUGUUUCCCAGAGGAAGUCGGGAUGCUUACCAACGUAACGAUAUUCGACGCUAGCUCGAACGCAUUCACGGGUUCUUUGCCGGAAAGUCUUACCGGUAUGAAAAGCAUCGAAUCCUUAGAUCUUUCACACAACAAGCUAACCGGAACGGUGCCGGAAAAUGUUUGUAAGUUGCCGAAGUUGUCUAAUUUCACAUUUUCUCGCAACUAUUUCCAAAAUGAGCCUAAUGCUUGUCAAGUACCUUCCAAGAAAGACAUUGUGUUUGAUGACACCUAUAAUUGUUUGCCUGGUCGGCCAAAACAAAGAUCAAAUAAAGAAUGCCAACCUGUAAUAAGCCAACUUGUUGAUUGUAGUAAGGAUAAGUGUGCCGGCGGCGGGGCUAGGUCACCACACAAGCCAAAACAUAAACCAAAGCCAAACCCGGAACCUCAACCGCCUAAGCAACCACACCCGCCAACUCCGGUACAACAUCAUCAUCCACCAUCACCGCCUAAAGAAUCUCCGAAGACUCCUAUUGAACAAGAAGGUAAAGAAGAAGUAUCCCCACUCGAGCGUUCUAGGCCACCAGCACCACCAAUUCACCCUCCACCCGUCUCCUCACCACCACCUGUCCAUUCUUCACCUCCACCGGUUAAGCCACCACCAGCACCGGUUUACUCCCCUCCACCACCUGUCCAUUCUCCACCACCACCGCUUAAGUCACCGCCACCAAGACCUACCGAGGGAAUUCACCUCCCGCCAAACUUGGGAUUCCAAUAUUCAUCACCUCCUCCACCCAUGUUCCCAGGCUACUAAAUAGUAUUAUAAAACCUUUUUAUUUUGUAUAAAAGGGGUAACAAAUCAUGUUGUUAAAUCCCAAUAUCUUACCGUUGGGAUUAUAUUUUGUUUUAGAGAUUGAAUCUCCUAGGUUAAAAUUUAUUAUUAUUCCCUAUGAAAAUUUUAGAUUUAAUUUUUAUAUAUUUUAAUUUGAUCAAUUUAACCUUUAUAUUCUUCGAAUUUGUCAAUUUUAGCCUUAACUCAAACAAUAGCAAUAAAAUCUGUUUGUU
This is a messenger RNA of Gossypium arboreum, 1987 nucleotides long. RefSeq names its product pollen-specific leucine-rich repeat extensin-like protein 3. The transcript has a single exon. The coding region runs from base 96 to 1736 and encodes 546 amino acids. Lineage: Eukaryota; Viridiplantae; Streptophyta; Magnoliopsida; Malvales; Malvaceae. The record is from RefSeq and is a predicted model, not a curated record. Gene Ontology annotation, molecular function: protein binding.